CGAUGGUAUGUCAUUUAGGAAUUCGGGUAUCGUUAUCGACAUUUCUGGUACGUUUUUUCUUGCCGAAUUUACCACGAUAAAUCAGUCGAAAAUUGUACGGUCAAGGAAAUGUUUCGAGUGAGGCUUUUCGUGUUUUUGGCUGGACUCAGUAUCGUCAGCGGACAGCACAGUUCCUGCUUCACCUGCAUCGGUAAGGGCCUAGACGCCUGCGCCCUCAACACCAACCGACGCGUGGAACAGUGCCGUCCCGGCGCCCUAGGCUGCGCCAUAGCCGCCGGUACCCUGCCGAACAAGAGGGACGUCGUAACGGUAGAACGGACGUGCCUGUACGUCGAUCACCAACAGUACUGCCGCAAGAUCAAGACGAUGGUGGGGACGCAGAACGAGCAGGAUUACUACUGCUGGACCUGCAGGUCGGAUAGGUGCAACAGCAACAACCUGACGUCGAUCGUCAACAGGCUGCAGCCAGGACCGGUUACAGUGGAUAAUUAUCCGGAUAAUCCGACGGCCAACCCUUGCAGAAAAUGAGACGAUCACAGAAUUUGAGAAUAAAGAUUGCUCAGUUGGA
Harmonia axyridis is the source of this 568-nucleotide messenger RNA. RefSeq lists its product as uncharacterized. The transcript is spliced from 2 exons. The record is from RefSeq and is a predicted model, not a curated record. The coding region runs from base 109 to 528 and encodes 139 amino acids. NCBI's taxonomy places the organism in Eukaryota, Metazoa, Arthropoda, Insecta, Coleoptera, Coccinellidae.